Messenger RNA from Metarhizium album ARSEF 1941, 1515 nucleotides. RefSeq names its product retrograde regulation protein 2. NCBI's taxonomy places the organism in Eukaryota, Fungi, Ascomycota, Sordariomycetes, Hypocreales, Clavicipitaceae. The transcript has a single exon. Gene Ontology annotation, biological process: regulation of transcription by RNA polymerase II. The record is from RefSeq and is a predicted model, not a curated record. The coding region runs from base 1 to 1515 and encodes 504 amino acids.
AUGCACGGGGUGCCCCAAUCGCAAAUUAUCAUCUUGGCCACGGAAGCGAUGCGACGUGCUCUUAAUGGAGGUGAAAUCCUGGAGGCCAUUGCAGCUGAAACCCAUGGCCUUGGAGUUCAGAUUCUUGAUCCUGCCGUGGAAACUCUAUUUGGUGCCGUGAUGGGGUCGAGAAGCGGCUUCGUUUCCGUUCCCAAUGGCGCACUAUUCCUCGACCUCGGCGGUGGCAGCUUACAGAUGACAUGGGUUGAUACCAGCAAGGAAAAUUACGAAAUCGACGCUGCCAUGGCUGGCCAGAGCCUUCCUUACGGUGCGGCAAAGCUCACAAAGAUUCUUGAGGAGCAGUCGGCUGAGGUUCAGGCCAAGGAGAUUUGCAUGUUGCAGGACGGAAUUGCACGCAUAUAUUCUAACCUAUGUGCCAGAUUCCCUGCCCUUCGGGCCAUCAAGGAAGCUUGCGAUGGGGGGGAAGAUGCAUUUGUCGAUGUGUACAUGUGCGGUGGUGGAUUUCGAGGCUACGGAAGCAUGUUGAUGCACAACGACCCAAUCUCACCCUACCCAAUUCCGUCAACCCAUACUUAUUCUGUCCCCGGCUCUCAGUUCAAGCAACCAACCAAGAUGCGCCAAGUCAACGAGAAGAAUGAUGGAAAGAUUUAUGGCAUGUCAAGAAGACGGCGCCAGCAGUUCCCGGCCAUUGCUACGGUAAUUGACUCGUUUAUCGCCGUCGUGCCCAACAUCCACCGCGUGACCUUCUGUGGUGGCUCAAAUAAGCAGGGUGUCCUCCUCAUGACGAUGCCCAAAGAUGUCCGAGAAAGCAAUCCAUUAGAAGUCUUGGCAAAUGUCACAGAGACAGAGAGGCCAUUGUUUAACGCCAUCCUGGAUUUGCUUUCAGCGUCAGUACCAGGAACUCAAGAUGAGUUGAGCAACAUUCCGACUAUUUUGGCCCCUGGGCUAGGAGCUUUAUUUAUUAGGCAAAUUUGGGCUCGGUCUGGCCACAGUUCUCACGGCAAUAGCUCGAGCGCUCUUCACCAUGCUUUGAUACGUGACCCAGAUUGCCCGGGUCUGACGCAUCUCGCUCGUGCCCUGUUAGCUUUGACAACUUGCGCCAGAUGGGGCAAUGACAUCGGUCUGUGCGACGAAAUGCUCUGGCGAGGUCUCCAAAAAGUGGUUGAAAGUCAUCAUUCAGAUGCCAUGUUCUGGGCUCUGUACAUUGGUGCUGUGGCGAACAUGCUCGCGACCCUGUUUCCCGUCAUGCCCCAAAAUUCGAGCGAACUUUUUUCAGCAGUCAGGCAAGUCAUCUUCAAGUCAACAGUUGGCUCUCUACGAAUUAUGCUAAUUUUGAAUGAUAGAUUUGAUUCGAAGAUUUCCAAAGACAAAGUGGCAUUAACCGUGAACUUGUCUGCGCAAGUCAUUAAACGCGUCAGUCCUGAGGAACUCACUGCCACAAUGAAACAUACUACCAAAGCAAUGGGAAAAGAAGGAAAAUACAAAUUAAAUGUUCAAAUUUCCACCUUGACAUGA